AUGGACGCGGAAGGGUACGACGCGGCGGUCGAAGCCGCCGACCGCAGGAUAGCGCAGCUCAUGCUCGACCUCGGGCGACUCGUGGACAAGCAGGCGAGCCAGUCGGGGAGCGCUGGCGCGGGUCACAUCGCCGAGCGGGUUAAACGCGAGUCCGACUCCGCCGUUCGCAGAGGAUAUUCCAGCGCGGCGAAGGAGUGGGAAGAGCUCUUCGGCGCCGGCGGUGAUACUGACGAGGAGGUGGAGCGCUCGUCGUCACGUCUUCCGACGCCCACAGCCAGGACCACGACGUCGAUGUUCCCGCCACCGAGCAUCGCUGUCGCGUCCACCAGGGGGGACACCGAGGUGGCGACACGAUACAGGUCAACUGUUGAUGCGAGCCACCCACAGAAUGCGUCUUCGUCCACGCGCGUGUCGUCGUUCCCCGUGCUGCGUCGGGCCAUCGAGACAAUCCUCGCCGACUCGUCUCCCUCGGCGAUCGACGGCGCACUGGAAAAUGAGCGCCGGACCACCUUCGCGAUGCGCAGAGGGUUCGCGGAGCUGGUUGAGAGAAGGCGGGUGGCACAAAUUGAGUCAUUGCCUACGCCGCCGACGCCGCGUGUGGAGGUUGUCUUCCACCGCGGCGUGCAGACAGACCCAGACCUGUGCACCCAGCCAGCACCAAAAACUUCUAAAACUUUGGAGGACGUCUACAUCGAUCCCGCGUUGCUGGAGGAAACCUCGACGCAUCGAACGGUGCGCGGAAAAUCAUGCAACGAGACGCAGCGGCCACCGUGGGGCGGUGGGGGCGGGCGCAAGCCACGGAAGGAGACGGUCGGCGGAGGAUGGAAAAGAGUCGACGCAAACAAGCCUAAAGAGGACCGCUUCGAGCCCAUCCAAAUGGCGGAUGCGCCAAAGAAGCUCUCCCGGUUCGAAGCGAGAUGCGCGUUCGCGGUGAGCCGUCACCUUGCGGGCCUCAUCGAGGCUCGGAGACGGGAGGUUCUCGACGACUGGGGCUGUGAGCAUAGCCACGGGUUUGAGGGUGUUGAACUGUUCGUCCGGGUUGAGGCGCGGGAGCUGACAGACCCAGAUGAGGCGGAGAACGCGCGGAGGCGAGGAGUCUUCGUGGGUGCGGGCGAUCGAGUAUUCGUCCCGCUGGAAGGUCACCACGUGCGACGGGUCAGGCUGUACCUGGGACACCCGAUGAGCUGCCUCGGCGUGGGCAAACCCGGUCACGUGUUCCUCGGAAGCGUCAGGGUCGACUACGACAACGCGGGACGGGGCGAGCUUCCGGAGCUGUGCAGGGCCUGCGUGUGUCGUAAGAAACUGGAAGGGUCCGAUUCGUUCAGGAAGAAGCGCGGGUGGAAAGCCGCAGUCGGCGAUGUCUGUGGAUCCCUCGUCUUAAAUUCCCGGUUGGGCGUCGAGUGCAGCAGCGACAUCCGCUUCAUGAUCGCCUGCUUGCGUAGGUCGGUCCUCGGCGAGGGAUCUGCCGACGGAGACGACGGCAACACCAUACUCACGUCGGCGGGAAGCACGAAGCUUGGCGCGACGAAGCUCGGCGCGACCAGCGGCGGCAGAGGUCUGGCCAACUGCUGCGACAGCGCGGAUCUGCGGCGCAGGAGGAGCGAGUCUGGCACCACGAUCUUCUCCGACGACGGGUCCCACGUUUGCCCUGGAUUCAUUUCGUGUCCGGUGGCGGACGAGAAGGACGCGAGCCCGCGAUCCGUCGGCGUCGCUGAGACCCUUCGCUCCACCGAUUCUGUGUCAUCCUUGUCGUCGACGUCCUUGUCGCUCUCGCUCCGACCCGUGCUCAUCGCCGACGCGCUCGUGUCCAUCGUCGCCGCGGCCGUUCCCCCGAACGGUGUGGUCGACGACGGUGACGCCGCACCGUCGGACACCCUCGGGCUGCGCGUGCCCUGCCAGGGGAAUCUGAACCCGCCGCGGUCGUCCGGGGAAAUCGACAUCGGGGAGACGUUCAGCUUCUGCAGGUUGUUGGCCAUGAGCUCGCUCAGCGCGCGCUUCGGAGACGCGCCGAAAGCCCGCGUCGGCUGCACGUCGUCGUCCGGUCCCAGGAAUGACUCCGAUCGUUGGCGCUUCGGUGGGAUUCUGACGCCCCGGCUGGUGUCGGCGAACUGGUAGCCGCUGUCUGGCGCGAAUGGGUUGGCGUGCUGCCACCCGUGCGAGUUGGCGAACGAGGGAGACGCGAACGAGUCAUCCGGCGUCGGCGCCCUGACCUCGUCAGCGGCGCCCCGGUCUCCCGGCGGGGCGACCCCAACAUCGGCGCCGAGGACGACCCGCGUUUCCUUGGGGGGGGCGACCCCGUCUCCGUUCGUGCCUACUCCAGUUCGCGCCAGAUCCAUCCCACACCCUUUAUGGCCCACCGCGUGCUUCCGACACGGCUAGCGAGCGGACAUCGUGCGAGCGAUAGGUGUUCGAGGGGUAUUGUCUGUCUGCGUCGACCAACCGCGCCUCCCGCCUGUGAUGCGCCUGAGCGGCGCGCGUG
Micromonas commoda is the source of this 2479-nucleotide messenger RNA. RefSeq lists its product with no specific name. The record is from RefSeq and is a predicted model, not a curated record. Lineage: Eukaryota; Viridiplantae; Chlorophyta; Mamiellophyceae; Mamiellales; Mamiellaceae. The transcript has 2 exons. The coding region runs from base 1 to 2115 and encodes 704 amino acids.